CCUACAGCAUUGUGUGCAAGUAAUUUUUCGUUGUUUAAAGAACUAGAGCUGCUCCCGAGGGUUUUUUUUUCAGUUGCUGUUGAGUUUUAGUAAAAUUCAGUGAAAGGAAAAAUCUAAAAAUGCCUCAAGAAUUAACAAACAUCCUGGAUGAGUGGAAGUGCCUGGAGGAAGAGUAUCAACAACUUCAGGAGACACACAGAAGCUACCUACAGAAACUGGAUGACAUUUCCAAACUACAAAAGAGCUGCUCUUCUUCCAUUUCCCAUCAGAGAAAAAGGCUGAAGGAUAUCUCGCAUCUGGUGAAGAAAUGCAGCCCAGGAACCUCAGAAGAAGCAGCGAAAAAAAUGGAUGUGAUGAAAGAUAAAAUGAGGACGAGACCCAAUGCUUACUUUGAAAUGGAAUCUUUUCUUCCCCAAAAAAAUGGGCUGUAUCUGAGUCUGGUCCUUGGAAAUGUGAACGUCACUCUUCUCAGCAAACAGUCCAAAUUCGCCUACAAAGAUGAAUACGAGACGUUCAAGCUGUGCUCCACCGUUGUCCUGCUGCUGUGUUCCUGCAUUUGUUAUUUCUUUGUCAGCUACAGAUUUGUUGAUGCGGUCCUCAACUUCCUGCUGGUGUGGUACUACUGCACAUUAACUAUCAGGGAAAGUGUUCUCAUCACAAACGGUUCCAGAAUAAAAGGCUGGUGGGUUGCUCAUCACUACGUCGCAGCUUUUUUGUCUGGUGUGAUGCUGACAUGGCCGGAAGGGAACCUUUACAAGAUGUUCAGGAACCAGUUCCUUGCCUACUCCCUGUAUCAGAGUUUUGUUCAGUGUCUGCAGUGCUACUAUCAGAGUGGAUGCCUGUACAGAUUACGAGCCCUGGGAGAAAGACACAACAUGGAUCUGACCGUGGAGGGAUUUCAGUCGUGGAUGUGGAAAGGGCUGACAUUUCUUUUGCCUUUCCUCUUUUUUGGUCAUUUCUGGCAGCUCUUCAAUGGCCUCUCUCUCUUCAAAAUGUCUCAGCUCCCAGACUGUAAAGAAUGGCAGGUCUUGAUGUGCGGUCUCUGCUUCCUCGUUCUGUUCAUGGGAAAUUUCUUCACCACUGUCGCAGUGGUCCGACAGAAGCUCAAGAGCAGGAACCAGAAACAGAAGAGUCUGUGAUACAACGUGAUAAAAUAAAGCAUGUCCACAAAACGCUGUCUCACAUGUUCACAAGCUCAUAUCUUCAUUAAUAUUAUCCUGGCCAGCAAUAAUAAGUCUACUGGCAAUACUGCACAACAUGAACAGUAGAUACAUACAUAUAAAGGAGUGCUAGGAUUAAUCAAUCAUCAUAAAAAGUUAAAAUAAGGAGUGUUCUUAUUUGUACCAAAAAAAACACCUCCAAUAUAAGGAAUGUGUUUAGUUGUUAUUUAAUAUCUUAACAUUUAAUUUCCAGUGAAGAUCUUUUAGAUUCUGAUAUUCAUACUGUCAUAUGAUUAUCACUCUCUAUAUUUUUCUGUUAUACAAAUAUUUGUCCAAUUUUCUCUUUAAUACUAAUAUAUAACCUGUAUUGGUAAUUUUGUGUGCUUUGCAUUUUAUCAAUGGUUUAUGUUUGCAUUUAUUACAAGACAUUGCUGGUUUCUACCACACCCCUGACAAAUGUUUACAUUUCAUUUAUGCAAACUAAACUGACUAAAUCAACUCAACUUGGUGAGGGGCUAAAGGCUAAAUCUGCCCGUUUCAUUGCCUGAGCUGAAGGCGGAACAGGUUUGUACAUUAGUAUAUUUGCUCCAGUAUUAUUAAAUACA
Molecule: messenger RNA, 1765 nt
Organism: Platichthys flesus (European flounder)
Lineage: Eukaryota; Metazoa; Chordata; Actinopteri; Pleuronectiformes; Pleuronectidae
Product: ion channel TACAN-like
Exons: 12
Coding region: 120-1139 (339 amino acids)
Biological process (GO): fat cell differentiation
Cellular component (GO): membrane
Source: RefSeq, a predicted model, not a curated record